This is a messenger RNA of Cuscuta epithymum, 1465 nucleotides long. NCBI's taxonomy places the organism in Eukaryota, Viridiplantae, Streptophyta, Magnoliopsida, Solanales, Convolvulaceae. The record is from the annotation of a GenBank genome assembly.
UGCACCUUUAUAAAAGUUCAGAAGUAUAUUUGUUUCGAAAAAUAGAAUAUGGGUUAUUUGUUCUUCCACUUAUACUACAGGAGUAUAUACUUUUUCCCUUUUUUGUUUCCUUUUCGUCUUCUUUCUAAACCGUGACCUAUCUUGCAUUUUUUAUUUUGUCGUUUUCUUCUUGCUAUCAUCAUUUCAUCAUUUCAUUUCAUGUUUCUAGCGGUUUUUAGUUUCUUCUUCUUUUUUAUUUCCCUUGUUAUCUUUUUAAUUUGUUGUAUUCUUCCUAGAAGUAUGUUCAGACAUUUCGUUGGGAUGAUUUCAAUAAAUUAUUAUUACAAAAAUAAAUAAAAAUUAAAAAUAUGAUUAGUAACAAAAAUAUUAAUAAAAGGAAAACUAUCGAAUAAGACUUUCUACUUUAAAAAAACACAAUUAGAGCCCCCAACUAAAAUUCCGCUCAAGUAAACCCUCGAACUCAUUUUAAGUGACAAAUCUUCUCUUUUAACCGGUAAUGAAUUGUUUAACCUGUUACUGUGCACACGUGGCGACCCACGUGGCGGUUUUUUAUUAUUUAUUUCACAUUAAUUUUUCUUUUUCCUUUCUUUUUUCCUUACCUCCUCCUUUCUCCCACUCCCCCUUUCUUCUACGCUCGUUCCAGCAACCUCCUUCCGGCCUUCCCCCUUCACCACUUCUUCCAUCAACCCUUUCUUCUCCCACUUUUUUGUCUUCUCCCAAUUCCUACCCACAGGUCGUCGGCCAGUCCUUCAUUCCGCAGCUUGAGAGAGACCCACGUCGCCGGAGAUUCUCGAGUACCCACCGCACGCCGGAGUGGUGGACGCCUCCUUCUCACAGAUCGCUCGUCUACUGCCCACGAGUCGAUGGCUUCCGUUGAAGCUUCCGGGUCAGCGACGGUGCUCCGUGAUACCUUUAGGCCGGCCAUUUCCAGAUCCGCCGUAGCUUCAAUUCGGCCGCCGCCCUAGUCGACGGAGGAGAAGUAGGGAGCGGGAUGUUGGCUCUUUCCUUCCAAAUUCAACGUGUUGACCGUGUUGCUCCUCAAUUGACCUCGUUGACCAUCUAGCUCUAAGAUAUUGGCCUGCAAAAUAAUCACUAAAAAGAACUAAAAUUAUAUUAGUGGCUCGAGACGCGUCAGACGCUGUCCUAAGGAAUUAUUUCCGGCGUACGGAAAUUUCCCCCAAGAUAUAACGAGCCCUUCGGUUGUAAAACCGGUACCAGAACUAACGAGAAGAAAAUAAUAUAUGAACCCAGUAAUAAUAUAUGAGAAAGGACUUGUAGCACAAAUAGACACUUUAUCAUUCAAAAUAAAAAAUCCCAAAUUUCUUCUCCAUACGUAUGUUUUCAUAUAUGUAUAUAUCGUAGCCAGUACUCAAAACCCUCAAUUGAAUUUCUUGCUUUCAAGUGUAUGCAUAUGCAUAUAUUUUACAAUGUAGGUAUGAGAUAGAGUUUUGUACGUAGCUUUCCA